Molecule: messenger RNA, 3394 nt
Organism: Vespa crabro (European hornet)
Lineage: Eukaryota; Metazoa; Arthropoda; Insecta; Hymenoptera; Vespidae
Product: protein brambleberry-like
Exons: 9
Coding region: 418-2376 (652 amino acids)
Source: RefSeq, a predicted model, not a curated record
AUUUCUUCUGAGCAUUACGUAAAUAUUAUGUAAUUAUAAUCGAACAGUAUAUCGGUAAAUUUAUUAAAUAACAAAUUACACUUUCCUUUCGUCCUUUCGAUAAUAGGUAUUACAUAUCCCGCCAAAAAAUUAGCAUAAGAGCAUUUAUGAUCGUUACGACCGUUAGACACAGAGAGCCGCGGAAUUUGUAUGUAUACACACACACACACACACACACACACACACACACACAUAUUGCAUGUGCGUAUAAAAAAGGAAAGAUAAAUAAUAAAUAAGUAUUUGUCAUCGCGUUUGACAUUUAUAUUUUUUUUCAUCGACAACUGUAAUCAUUCGUUGAAUUAAUGAAUUAAUUAAUUAAGCUGACUUAUCGGCAGAUAAAACGUUGGACAAAUUGGAAAGUGGUAUUAUUAUUGGAAAAUGGCAAAUUUAUAUUUGUGGAUUUUUAUGUUGACAUUAAUAUUAAAUCAAGCAAAUUCAGUAAGACUAUUUAACUGGUUAUGGGGUACACAUACCGAUGAUACAAACGUUUUGGUUGCCGAUGGUGUACCUUUGAUAUCAAUACCGUAUGAAGCUAUGACAGAAGAUGAAAAGUUUCUACAAGAAGCUGCAAAAUUUACAGACAUUCAAGUUUCAUCCCCUUUAGAAACGUGUCAGCAUAAAGUAAUUAUGAAAAUAAGAACUUCCUGCUACGAUAUGACCGAAGAGCAGCUUGCCAAAUUGAGCGUCAAUUUAUUGAAUUGUCAAUCAGCAGUAGAAGGAAGAAAAAUGUUUCCCUGUACAGAAGAGAUGUCCCUUAAACAAUGCACCACGGAUAUGGAUGCGGAUAUGUGGAAUGCAUAUCAUUUGAUGAGUAAUAGGGCUCGAGCGGUUUGUUAUGCGGCCCGAAGUACACAAUUUCGUGCUCUAACCGAAUUAACGGUCAAUAAAUUGAUGCAAACUGCACAUUCGCAAAUUAAAACGUUAAUAUCCUUGAAGGAAAGUCAGGAUCGUUUGAUGGAUCGGACAAGCGAGGCGUUAUCCUCGUUGUCGGACAGCAAUAAGGCAUUAUUAUUGCAACAACAAAAUCUAAAGGAUGCUCAAACGAGUGCACACAAAUUGGUAACUACUAAUCUUAGAAAUUUAAAUAACGAAAAGGCAUUGAUCCGCCUAGGUCACUCUCAGCUUGCGACCAUGGUCGAAGACGUGAAAGGGAAAUUAGAGAAGGCAACCGAAGAACUUGUUAAACAAUCUACAGUACGUGGAGAAAGUCAUAAGGAAAUAUUAGAUGACUUAACAAAUAUACAAAAUCAAGUAGGAUUAAUUUGGGAAAAGAUAGAAUCUAGUACUAGCCUUAUACUUGAUCAGCAUCAGGAAGCUGCCAAUCAAUAUGAACAAAUGAUGGAAAAGUUGGCACGUAUUAAUGAUACUAUUCAGUUUAUCUCCAAUGUGACCAAUAAAAUCCGUACAGAAAUAGAACAGAACAUUCAUCAACUCGAUUGGAUUACAGAUUACAUCGGGGAUACUGGGGAACAAUUACAAAAAGUAUAUCGCACAGUUUUGCAUAUUUUAUAUCUAUUAAUUGCCAUGAUAACUGCUGCAUUUCUGAAUGCACCGUUUUGGACCAGAGCGGCUAUAAUGGGCAUUGUACCUUUAAAUCUUUGUUCUUAUCUGAAACAUGGCUUGGACGCUUGCCUUGAUUUUCCUUCUAUCACUGCUUUAAUAUUUUUAAUAACAAUGAUGCAUUUUUUAAUGAAUGGCAUACAAUAUAUUUGUAGAUCCAAAUUUCAAAAUCCUGAUUCAGUAAGAUCGAUUAAUGGGUUAUCCAAUGGUAAUACUCGUAUCUAUGCAUCACCUUCCGAUUCCAAAUCCAUUCAAACAGCAUUCACCUGCUCCGUAAUAACAAAGACAGUUUGCAACUUUUCCAUUACUAUACUUAAUAAAAUAAAUAGUUUAAAAGAAAAAACCAUAAAUCUGAUUCAAUCGGUAGCUUUGUGGAGUCGACAAAAUAUGUCCGUACAAGAGCAGCUUUCUUGUUCGUAUAUACCGGCAAAAAAGUCGCACGAUGAUGUCUAUAACUACGAUUAUCCUGACAUGUCCGACGAUAUUUCACCGGAAGAUAUACCUAACAAAUUUGACAAUAGCUAUAAUAUUACUGAUGAUGUAAAUAAUUUCAUGAAUAGAAACGAUCUCAGAUAUCGCUUAAAAGGAGUAAGGGAGUUUGUUGCUACGACUGAAGACAAAAAUUCAUCUCUAAGCUCAUCCAGGAGCGGUAGCCCAGUACCACGUAUGUUAUGUAAUGGAUUAACGCGAGGCGGGAAGAGAUGCCGUUUGUUUGCAACCGUCGGUCGUGAGUUCUGUUCUCGUCAUUCUACCGGCACAUCCAUUAUAACCGAUUAAUAUAUUUUAAUAAAAAUAAUACUUUUAUAUAGCUAUAUUUAUUAAUCGAUAUAAUAGUAAACAAUAAGGUAUUUCGUAUGUUCCUUAUCGCGUUAACUUAAUUAAAUGUAGUUUAUAGGAAUGUGCCACGAUACAAGGUUAGUGAUAUCUUUCUUAUUUAUUAUAAUACAUUUUGACAAAUGCGCUUAAGACAUGUACGUAUACAAAGUUGUUUAUGAUCUACAUUUUAUAAUUUUUAUUUGAUUUUUACAUAAGAUAUAAAAGCAAAAUACUCAUUACUUUUAUGUAUAUUAUACAAUGUAUGUUGAAAUUGGAUGAAUACUUAAGUAAUUUUAUAAUCUACGAUUAGAGCGUAUAUAAGUUGUCAGUAAGAAAUGCUUCUGUUAUACCCCGAGAUAACAAAAUUAACACAAUAUUUAAGAGGUAGAUAUACUAUUUUAGUUUAAUCAUUUCAAAAAAGUGCCUUAAUAAAAUUAAUAUAAUUUUACGUACAAUCUGAUAUACUUGGAUACAAUAAGUUACACCUAUAAUAAAGGAGUAUUCUAUAAUUUUAGCAUCAUGAUUAACAGUUUGUAAAUUGUGUACGAAUGAGUUUUAUAUACACGCGCACACCCAUACAUUACUCUAAAUUUUAACAUUUAAGUAAUAGAAAAAUUUAGAUAGAAGAAGUUUAUCGAUUAAAUAACGAUAUUUUUAUGUCAAUCAGCUGUACAUCUCAAAUUUGUUAAUUAUUUUAUAAAUUUAUGGCAAAAAUAUAUUUUUCAAACCGAUUGAAAAAUUUUAAUUUUAUUGAUUUACAAAGUUUAAUAUUAAGCGUUAACGCAAACAAAAGUAUCGGUCAAAUGUGUAAUCAUUUUAAAAAUGUAGUUUUUCUCCGUCAGAUGGCGAGUAGAUCGAGUAUGUUGACGUUUAAAUGGAAUAACAUCUAAUACGUGCGGUUAUAUGUGAGAAAGAAAAAAGAAAUUAACCACUUAUUAUUUAUAUAUUCGCUCCCCCCCCCCCGUCCUCCCCGUAAUAA